Molecule: messenger RNA, 1484 nt
Organism: Oryza sativa Japonica Group (Japanese rice)
Lineage: Eukaryota; Viridiplantae; Streptophyta; Magnoliopsida; Poales; Poaceae
Source: RefSeq, a predicted model, not a curated record
AUGUACAUCACCGCCCCUGAUGUUACCCAUUCAGUGGGUCUUUUGUAUAUAGUUCCAGUGGGUGGUUCAGCCGCUAGAUCUCAUGGGCGUUGGGCAGCCCAGUACCGGUGGAGGGCAUUGCCUCGGAGGCAAGGUUGGUAUCUGCUACGGCUGCAAGCCCGCAACGCCGAUGACCUGCCGGCGCCGGACAAGGUGGUGCAGCUCAUCCAGCAGCAGUCGCUCAAGUACGCGCGCAUCUACGACACCAACAUCGACGUCAUCAAGGCCUUCGCCAACACCGGCGUCGAGCUCAUGGUCGGCGUCCCCAACUCCGACCUCCUCCCCUUCGCGCCGUUUUCAAUGAGAACAAGAAACCGGAAAUUGAAUCUGAGAGGAACUGGGGGCUGUUCUUCCCUGACCAAAGCUCUAUAUACAGUAUAGGUUCUUGAGCUUCACGAAGCUCGGCAUCACGCCGGCGAACUUGUUGCCGUAGAGGAGUAUCUCAGCCAAGGCGCUGCAUUUGGUCAGGUUGUCCACGAACUCCCAGCCGCCGCCGGCGUCGAUCGCCGUGAGCUUGUUGUUCGACAGCUCCAGCGACAGCGCGCAGAGCGUGCCGAUCUCGGCGGGCACCUGCCCGGCGAAGCUGUUAUUUGCGAGGUUGAGAGCCACCAGCGCCGUGGCGUUCGACAGCGACGCCGGGAUAGGGUGGGCAGAAUAAAACCGAACUGAAGAACCAAACCGAAAAGACCGGACGAAAAAACCGAGACCGAGAAAUUCGGUCUCAACCAUUAAGACCGAAAUUUGUUCGGUUAAUUCGGUCAGGGUCUCAAUUAACCGAAUUGACCGAAAUAACCGAAUUGGGUCCAAUAGAUCUUGUUGGCCCAAUAAGCCCACUAAUUUAGAAGAAACCCUAGAGGCAAACCGAUCCCCAUCCAUUUCACAUGUGCGCCGCCGUCCCCAUCUGACCAUCCCCAUCCUCCUGUGCGCCGUCCCCAUCCCCAUCCCCAUCCUCCUUUGCACCUUCGCGCCGCCUCUUGACCGCAUCAGCGUGCGCCUCUCGCCUCCGCCUCCAUCGCCGCCCGUGCGCCGCCUCCAACCAGCCUACCUCCGCGGCUCCGCCUCCAUCGCCAUGCGCCGACUCCAGCCGGGCCGCCUCCACCUCCAGCCGGCGCGCCUCCACUUCCAUCGCCGUAUGCCGCCUCCAGCCGACCCGCCUCCGUCUCCAUCGCCGUGCGCCGCAUCCAGCCAGCCGGCUGCAUCCCGGCCUCGGUGGUGGUCCUGGUGGAAGAUGACAGCCAUGGCCAUGAGAAGCUGAUUUCUUUUCUAAAUCGUGUUCGAUUUGCUUCUUUUCUUGUCUAAAUCGUGCUUGAUUUGAUGGUGCACCAAUUUGUAGUGUGUCAUCUGCGAUCUAAUUGUUUGAUUCAUCGAUCUUGCACUGAUUAUUUGAUUUGUGUUUUAUUGUUCAAACAUAUGUUACGGUUAGUUCGGUCUGAGACCGAACCGAA